This is a messenger RNA of Pecten maximus, 1820 nucleotides long. RefSeq names its product glutamic acid-rich protein-like. The record is from RefSeq and is a predicted model, not a curated record. Lineage: Eukaryota; Metazoa; Mollusca; Bivalvia; Pectinida; Pectinidae. The coding region runs from base 16 to 999 and encodes 327 amino acids. The transcript has 4 exons.
UUUUAUGUUGUAAGCAUGACUUUCUUACUUGCAUAUCAGUUUAUAUUCAUCCGCCAUCAGAUGGAGUUUUCGGAAGGAGAGGACGACAGUGACAGCACGGAAAGAAAUUGCGUUUCUGAUGAUCUGAGUCAUCCGAUUACGGUUUAUUUUGUCCACAAUGAAGCUAUGACCAGUGAGUGUGACCAUCAUAAAAUCCCACCUGAUUCUAGUUUAACAUGUGUGAAGGAGAAAAGGAAUGUGCCUCACAAAUUUGAUAACACUGAGAAAACAAAAGACAUUGAGCCGAUAGCAAAGGCAUCAGACAAAAGUAAGAAAAAGGACAAAAAGAAGCAAAGUAAACUACAACUGUGUCAAUCUGUUAGUAAGAAAAAGAAAAAGAAGGAAAGGGUUGUAUCCCCCGAUUUUGUUAAUGCAGGAGAACUCAAAACUAAGAAGUUAAAAAAGAAAAGAAAACUGGAUAAAUGUGAAGAAAGUCAUGAAAGUCAUCGACUUAAGAAACGAAGGAGAGGAGGGCAAAAAAAUAAAAAGACUACUGAAGCAGAAGCAAGUGAACCAAGUAACAAAAAUAAUAACUCUUUUGGUUAUAACAAACUACAAAAACAAUUUCAUCCUAAACCUGCCAGAAAUGUUAUUGAUAUUUAUGGAACCAAAAAUAAUCAUAAAGUAUUUAACUCCUCUGAGGAGGACACACCUGCUGUACAAGAAUCUGUGAAUGGAAUGGAAGAUGAUAAUAUACCUGGGGAGGAACAGCAGGAAUCAUUAGAGCAGGCCAAGAAAAGGUUGUUAGAGAAAGUUAAACAAGAAUACCACAGUCUGACGGAUAAUUCCUACACAUUUGAUAGACAUCUGCUGAUUAAAGAACCUGUCGGUGAGAAUGUGCAUGUGUAUGAGAAUGGACAACUUCAUCAACAUGGGAAGGAGCAGGUCAACACUGGCAUGUCUCAGGUGUGUUUGCAAUGGGAGUCCCUUAUGGAAACAAGACUAUUGGACAUCGUAUAGAACAGAUGAUCAGCAGAGGUUAUGUCGAGACCGAUUGUACAGUGUUAUAGACAGAACGCAAGAUGUCGAGACCGAUUGUACAGUGUUAUAGACAGAACGCAAGAUGUUGAGACCGAUUGUAGUGUUAUAGACAGAACACAGGAUGUUGAAACCGAUUGUACAGUGUUAUAGACAGAACACAGGAUGUCGAGACCGAUUGUAGUGUUAUAGACAGAACACAGGAUGUCGAGACCGAUUGUAGUGUUAUAGAUAGAACACAGGAUGUUGAAACCGAUUGUACAGUGUUAUAGACAGAACACAGGAUGUCGAGACCGAUUGUAGUGUUAUAGACAGAACACAGGAUGUUGAGACCGAUUGUACAGUGUUAUAGACAGAACACAGGAUGUUGGGACCAAUUGUAGUGUUAUAGACAGAACACAGGAUGUUGAGACCGAUUGUGCAGUGUUAUAGACGAAACACAGGAUGUUGAAACCGAUUGUACAGUGUUAUAGACAGAACACAGGAUGUUGAAACCGAUUGUACAGUGUUAUAGAUAGAACACAGGAUGUUGAGACCUAUUGUACAGUGUUAUAGACAGAACACAGGAUGUUGAGACCGAUUGUUCAGUGUUAUAUAUAUAGACAAAACACAGGAUGUUGAGACCGAUUGUGCUAUGGAAAGAAUAUGGUUCCUUCUGAAUAUUUGUGACAUGUCAUUACGUCAUAACUGCAGUGUACAAUGAUUAUGAUUAUUUAUGAAUUUUAUAAGCUAAUUCUAUACAUGUACAUUUUGUAUUGAAAUUUUGUUUACUGUUAUUCUGAAUACAGAUACAGAAGACUAAA